This is a messenger RNA of Paramisgurnus dabryanus, 1295 nucleotides long. NCBI's taxonomy places the organism in Eukaryota, Metazoa, Chordata, Actinopteri, Cypriniformes, Cobitidae. The record is from RefSeq and is a predicted model, not a curated record.
UAAAGAGGCCCACUACUAAUAUCCCAGUCACAACUGAUAAUGCCAAAAAUCAAAUAAAUGUAGUGAAUGAGGCAGGACUGGGCCCACAGAUAGGGUGCUUUGCACAUGUAGUAAAUUUGGCAUCACAAAAGGGAAUCUCAGUCAAUAGGAUGGACCGCCUCCUUGGGAGGAUCAGGAAGGUGGUUUCCUACUUUCACCGAAGCACAACAGCUGCUCAUGUGCUUAAGACAAAGCAAGAAAUGCUAAAGUUGCCUACUCAUAAGCUCAUGCAUGACGUUCCAACAAGGUGGAACUCCACUUAUGAUAUGUUGGAGCGUUAUCUGGAGCAGCAGGCAGCUAUAUACUCUGCAUUGACCGACAAGACCCUAAAGAAAAAUAUCAAAGACAUUAUCACCCUAUCAGAUGAUGAUGUGAGAGUGGCAGAGGAGGUUCUCCAGGUGCUUAAACCCCUCAAAACUGUUACAUCUCUGCUGAGCACUGAAACUUCACCAUCUGUGUCAAUGAUCCUGCCUCUGAAAACAAGGAUUCUACAAUCCAUGGCUCCAAGUGUGGACGACAGCACGAUCACUCGAGAUGUCAAGACUGCCAUUAGAGAGGACCUGGAGCCCAGAUACACUUCAGCCCCUACUCUACAGGACUACCUUCACAGAUCUACUGCCCUGGAUCCGAGGUUCAAGUCCCUGUCUCACAUGGACCCUGCUCUACGCCAGAGGACAUACAGUGACCUCACCACUGAGAUUGUGAGCAGUCUGGGCACUGAAGACUGUGAUGAGGGUCAAGCUACAGAACCAACAGGAGCAAACUUGGACACAUCUCCUCCAAAAAAGAAGUCAGCGAUGGAAGAGCUUUUUGGAGAGACCUUUGCCAGCAAAGACAUGGACAGCAAAACUCCUGCUGACAUCAUCAAAGAGGAGGUGGCAUCCUACCUGGCAGCAAGCUGCAUUACAGUGGAUGGUGAUCCACUGACAUGGUGGAAAAGCAAUGAGUGUAAAAACCCUCAUAUUGCGAAGAUGGCAAGAUGCUAUCUCGCUGUGCCAGGCUCUUCAGUUCCUUCUGAAAGAGUGUUCUCAACAGCAGGGGACAUAGUGACUGCAAAGAGGUCCACACUCUCCCCAGACAAUGUAGACAUCCUUGUCUUUUUGAAAAAGAAUUUGAAAUUAUAAGCUCAGGUAUGCUUUGCUUUCUUUCUUUUAUUUAUCUUUGAUUAUGUGGACAUAGGCUUUAUUUCAUUAUCCAUGUUUCAAGGAAGAUGAUGUGCCAGUUCUUAUGUUGCACUUUAAGUUGUUUUUUAUCAA